AUGAGGGUUUUGCCAAUUUGGACUCUACAUGUAUUAUUGUUAGUGUUUAUGUUGAUUGGAUUUACGAGUUGCGAAUUCGAUUUGGAUUUCGUGGAUGCCGAAUCUGAGGUGGAAGAUGAUGCUAUUAGAAGAGCCCCCCAAUAUGAUCGUUUAGAUGAAGUGAAAAAAGCAUGUUCUAAAGUCAUAUCUUCUGCUACUGAACUGAAAAUUGAUGACAAUGUAAUUGAUAGGAUUAAGAAUGAGAUUUUCUUUAAUAAUGGAGAUUGGGAGCAAGAAGGAACUAGUGCACCUUUGUUGCCAUUUGAUGAUAGACCACCGAGAAUGUCAUCUAGUUAUGAUUAUGAACUAUACAACGCUUCUCGUUUGAUGCCGCCGUAUAAGCUUGUAUCUUUCAAAUUGACUGAUGUUAGCAGUGCUCAUCGGUCUAAAAGGAUUGUAGCUGUCAAUGGCUAUCUUUAUUUUGUGAUUACCUCUAGUCUCCCUUUGGCAACUAUGAGUGAACGAGUGCUUAAAGGCCCAGAAUUUUCCAUGUGGAGCCAACAUUCUCAGCUUCUUAUUAGUCUCCAAGGGGUAUAUGCUGAAUCAAGAAAAAAUGGUGGGGAGAAAAUGCUGUGUUUGUUGGGUAGCACCAUGCUGCCUUCCCGUCAGCCUGAUUCUAGUGAUUCAGGCUCAAGUGAUAAUCAGCCAACUCUGCUGCAGGAUGAGCAAAUCCUAAUCGUUCUUAACAUUCCAAAGAAAGCUAGUCUAAAGAACAGGGCCAUUCAAGGUGAGGUGCGGAGUUUAAACUCGAAAACAAGUCCAAAGUACUUUGAUAAAGUUAAAAUCACAUCUCAGAUGCAGGCUAAUGCUCGUGACUAUGAAUUUAGCUCUGAUGAGAUUAUAGCAAAGGCAUGUAAUCCAUAUCCAUACUCGGAUACUUCCAUAAGUAGCGGCAUAGAGCCCUACAAGGGUGCUGAUUUUUGUUCAACACUUAAAAAAAAUUCCAUUGAUAGGGCUUUUGUAGUUGUGCCUCAUUGGCAAUGCAAUGGCACUGAUGAAUUUUGUAGCAAGUUUGGUCCUUUUGCUUCAGAUAAACAAAUAAACAGUACAGAUGGAAGCUUCAAGGAUGUGAGAAUUCUUGUGCACAACAUUGUCUGUGUAACUAAAAAAACACAGGAUAAUGGUGUAAUGGCAAGGGUUUCUGCAGUAUUUAGAGCCUUUGAUGUUCCCAACAUUCUGUUCAUCGAAAAUCAAAGAAGUGGAUUGGGAAACAUGACGCUUGUUGCUGAGGAGAUCUGGAAUUCUUCCACUGGACAACUUUGCAUGAUUGGUUGCCUUGGAGUUGUGGGUGUAGAAGGUGAUUACUGCAAUUCUCGAAUUUGUUUGUACAUACCUCGGUCAUUCUCCAUUAAACAAAGAAGCAUUCUUCUCGGUAGCAUAUCAAGUAUCGAGACGAGUAAUCCCCCUUACUUCCCUUUGUCACUUGAAAUGCUUUAUCAGAGCUUGGAUUACAUUUCUGACAGUUACAAAUAUGCACAGCCGUUCUAUCACUAUUCAAAAAUUGAUGCAGCAGGUGCUAUACUGGAGAAGUACGAGCCUUUCAAUUUUGGAACUGUCAUCAAGAAAUCAUUGCUGACAUUUCCUACACUUCAGGACUCAGAGGAUUAUUCUGAAAGUCUCAGACUUCUUGCAGAAGACCUUACACUUCAUGUAUCAGCUGUACCUGAUCCUAUACCUGUUUCUCAGCCAUCAAGAACUGACAUUGAGAUGGAGGUGCUUUCUCUUGGUCCCAUGUUUGGGCGUAACUGGUUCUCUAAUGACUCCACGGCUAGUCUUGAAACUCCUUACCACACAAAAGCUGCUUAUACUGAGAGACAGUUGCUUUUGAAUGUUUCCACUCAGUUUAAGCUCAGGGGAGGACCUUAUAAGAACUUUUCUAUGCUGUUUCUGGAGGGUAUUUAUGAUCAGCACGUUGGAAGGAUGUAUUUGAUUGGUUGCAGAGAUGUCAGGGCCUCAUGGAAGAUGUUAAAUGAGAGCAUGGACCUUGAAGGCAGCCUCGAUUGUUUGAUUGAAGUCGUUAUUGCAUAUCCGCCCACUACAGCUCAAUGGCUAGUUACUCCAACAGCUAGUGUUUCCAUAUCCAGUAAAAGGACAGAAGACGACCCUUUCUACUUUCAGCCAGUCAAGCUUCUCUCUCUUCCUAUUAUGUACAGAAAGCAGAGAGUAGAUAUUCUUUCUAGGAGUGACUUUGAGGGGAUUCUCAAGAUUUUGACCCUCUCUAUUGCCAUUGGUUGCAUACUGAGCCAACUUAUUUAUACAAGAGAUUCUGCAGAUUCUCUUCCUUACAUGUCUCUUGUCAUGCUAGGAAGUCAAGUCAUUGGAUACGCUCUUCCUCUUGUUAUUGGUGUACAAGCUCUUUCACGGAACAACAAUUUGGAGGCUUCUGAAGAUCUUGAGAGGAGUGAGUGGAUGAAGGUAAUUGACUAUGUUGUGAAGCUUCUUGUGCUGACUGGCCAAACGCCUACUUGGAAAGAGCAAUAUGUGGACACAACAGGAAUCCCUCACACAUUGAAGCCUUGGGAAACUCUUUUUCAGGAGUACAUAGGUUUGCUUCAAGAUCUUUUCCUUCUUCCGCAGUUGAUUGGAAAUAUUUUAUGGCAGAUAGACUGUAAGCCUCUUCGAAAACUAUAUUACAUGGGGAUCACUAUUGUCAGACUUCUUCCUCACGUGUAUGAUUUUAUUAGAGGGCCAGUAUCUAAUCCGUUUUUCUCAGAGGAAUACGAGUUUGUGAACCGAAAUUUUGAUUUUUACUCCGAGUUUGGGGACAUCGCUAUACCUGUUUUGGCGAUAGGCCUUGCAGUGAUAGUGUAUAUACAGCAACGGUGGCAUUACGAGAAGCUUAGAAACACUUUGGCUCUAGGGAAGCAUAUACUUCCUUCUGGAUCAAGAAAGUACGAAAGGCUGCCUACUCAGUCAGUUGAAGCUGAGCUCGUUUCCGGUACAAAUAAAAGAAACGCUCAAGAGAGUGAAGAGUAA
Molecule: messenger RNA, 3015 nt
Organism: Chenopodium quinoa (quinoa)
Lineage: Eukaryota; Viridiplantae; Streptophyta; Magnoliopsida; Caryophyllales; Amaranthaceae
Exons: 2
Coding region: 1-3015 (1004 amino acids)
Cellular component (GO): intracellular membrane-bounded organelle
Source: RefSeq, a predicted model, not a curated record